CUGCCGGCCGGCUCUCCCCGCGCGCGGCCUCGCCGCCAUGAGGUGCCACUACGAGGUGCUGGGAGUGCGGCGCGACGCGGCCGAGGAGGAGCUGAAGCGGGCCUACCGGCGGCUGGCGCUACGCUGGCACCCGGAUAAAAACCUUGAGAAUGCUGAGGAAGCUGCAGAACAGUUCAAGUUAAUCCAGGCAGCGUAUGAUGUGCUCAGUGACCCUCAGGAGAGAGCCUGGUACGAUAACCACAGGGAAGCUCUGCUGAGAGGAGUGGAUGGAGACUAUCAAGAUGAUAGUUUGGAUCUGUUGCACUACUUCACUGUUAGCUGUUAUUCUGGAUAUGGAGAUGAUGAAAAGGGAUUCUUUACAGUCUAUCGACAUGUUUUUGAGCAAAUUGCAAAAGAAGAGAUGGAAUACAUGACUCAUGAAGAUAUUGAAGAAUUCCCUACAUUUGGGUAUUCCCAAAGUGACUAUGACACGGUAGUCCAUCCUUUCUAUGCCUAUUGGCAGAGUUUCUGUACUCAGAAAAACUUUGCUUGGAAAGAAGAAUAUGACACACGACAAGCAUCAAACCGCUGGGAGAAACGAGCUAUGGAAAAAGAGAACAAGAAAACUAGAGAUAAAGCAAAAAAAGAGAGGAAUGAAUUAGUCCGUCAGCUAGUAGCCUUUAUUCGUAAAAGAGACAGAAGAGUACAAGCUCACAGAAAACUUGUAGAAGAACAGAAUGCAGAAAAACUUAGGAAAGCCGAGGAAAUUCGGAGGCAGCAAAAACUCAAGCAAGCCAAGCUUGCUGAGCAGUAUAAAGAGCAGAGCUGGAUAACUAUGUCAGACCUGGAGAAAGAACUGAAAGAGAUGGAGGCACAGUAUGAAAAGGAAUUUGGAGAUGGAUCAGAUGCUGAAGUUGAAUUGGAAGAACAGGAGAAAAAAGAAGGCAUUGAAGAGAAACUGAGUGAUGUGGCUGAAGAAGCUGAAUAUAAUGAUGAUCUCUACUGCCCUGCUUGUGACAAAUUGUUAAAAACUGAGAAAGCCAUGAAGAAUCAUGAAAAAUCAAAGAAGCAUCGAGAGAUGGUAGCACUGUUACGACAGCAACUGGAAGAAGAGGAAGAGAAUUUUCCUGCAUCUUCAGAUGAUGUGAAUGGAAUACAUACCAAAGAGGAGGAAGAAAUGGGAGAGAUGCCCAAACAGAAACUCUCCAAGAAGCAGAAGAAGAAACAGAAAACGAUGAAUUAUCAGGACUCUUUUGAUAAAAGUGCUGAUGAGGAAACAAUUGAGCAAAAGGAGUUUCCCUGUGUGGACAAGGACAGUGGCCCAACAGAGCAGUCUGUAAAUGAUGACCAAAGAUGUCCUGUGUCAGAGGAAGCAAGUGCUACAGAAGAUACUAGCCAAGUGAAUGAAGCACAGAGUGAAGUGAAAAGCAGCACUAAGCCUAAAGGUAAAAAAGCCAAGGAUGCAAAAAAGUCUGCUAAGGCAUCUUCAGAACACCAGACAAUGAAUGAAGUUCCCAUUCACUGUGUAACCUGCAACUGUACAUUUCCAUCCCGAAAUAAACUGUUUGAACAUCUAAAAGCAACAGGACAUGCAAAAGCAACACAAGCACCAUCUGUAAAUGGAGCUGUUCACACCAGAAGCAAAAAAGAGAAACGUAAAAACAGAUAGAACUUUGUUACAUUGACAGUCUUUAGAAUCAUACAGGAAAACUCUCCAAAACAUUGAAAAGUGUGCACUGGCUAUAUUCUGAGGUAAACUGAGAAGGCAGCUCCAGGUUUUGGUGGAAGAAACAAAAAGGAAAAAAAAAUGAAGAUGUGGAAGAUGUAACAAGAAGAAUUUUAUCCUGUGAAGCAGCUUUUGCUUUUGUUUGUUUUUACCAUUUUUACUGACUAAACUUGACCUAACUUUCUGACAGCUUUCAUGGUGAAGGGGCAAUACUGAUUCAGAGUUGCCUAGCAUUCCUGUCGAAACUUGUAUGGAUGGAGUAACUAUGCAGAGGGAAUAAAUUAUUUUACCACGUCACGGUUGUUUUCUUUACAGAGACAGAAAGCUGAUUUGAUGUUAAGAUUGGACUCUGCUGUUUUGAGCAUCUAUCAAAAAUGAAAUAUGAACAGCACAAGUGGAAAAGUAACCAUCAGUGGCCCCUUCAAAUUAACCAGCAGACAAAAGAGGAUAGAUGUCAAAGUUGGUUAAUUACAGUUUUAACAGUCCCUAUUAGUUUUGUUCAUGAUCCUGUGUGUUAAGGUGUUUGUGCUGGGGAGAGACAUCUUGUGGAAGAGCCUUGCUGGAAUAAGUGUGGGAGGGCAUAAACAACAGCUGAGGUGUCAGUGUUAAUGUAUGGGAGUUGACUUGCAUGCAGGGAUUCUGUCCCUUGGUACAUGCGCACUAGAUACUGCCAGUUGAGGGGAGAGUGGCAGGGGGUAUGGGCUGCUGUCCACGUGUGUUCUGUUUUCCUAAUGAAAAACAAAAUGGGAAUUAGUAUUACGUUUCUGUUUAAAUGCACAAUCUAAUUCAUUUUGAAUAGUACAAAAAAAAAAAAAGAUGAACACCUGAUUUUG
Molecule: messenger RNA, 2538 nt
Organism: Numida meleagris (helmeted guineafowl)
Lineage: Eukaryota; Metazoa; Chordata; Aves; Galliformes; Numididae
Gene: DNAJC21
Product: DnaJ heat shock protein family (Hsp40) member C21
Exons: 12
Coding region: 38-1648 (536 amino acids)
Cellular component (GO): cytoplasm
Molecular function (GO): zinc ion binding; nucleic acid binding
Source: RefSeq, a predicted model, not a curated record